Fundulus heteroclitus (mummichog) is the source of this 2692-nucleotide messenger RNA. RefSeq names its product BAF chromatin remodeling complex subunit BCL7A (gene bcl7a). The record is from RefSeq and is a predicted model, not a curated record. The coding region runs from base 33 to 1697 and encodes 554 amino acids. Lineage: Eukaryota; Metazoa; Chordata; Actinopteri; Cyprinodontiformes; Fundulidae. The transcript is spliced from 8 exons.
AACAGAACGGCGGCCAUCUUGGAUGUAGCGCGAUGUCGGUAAAUGACAGAUGCCGUCUGUGCACGGCGAACCUACGAAUAAAAGGCAACAUUACGCACAGCAAGCUGAUUUUUAACAGCGACGGCAGGCAAAAAAGCAUAGAGGAACGACUCAACGAGCUCGGUUUAAAACUAGUAAAAGUUCCGGAAAGAUCGUGCAGGAUAUGCUUGCGGUGUUUUCGCUCCAUCGGGAGACUGGAGGAGACUCUGGCAACUUUUCGAGAAUGGAAGAGAUCAGAAGAGCAACCGACCUCAGGACAGUCAACUUCGACGGCCGUGAGCGCCGAUGCGUGCACAGCCCAGCGGGACGGAGAGCCGACGGCCCCGAAACUGCAUUCCCAACCCCGAACACUUACUGCUCCCCCGGCUCCUAACCUGCUGAGACCAAUAACAGAAGACAGAGCGCGACGGAGUGUUACCGAGGUGGUUAUCCGUUAUCCCUCCAAGCCGAAGGGCGACAGGAUAGUGUGUCAGGACAGCACAGCAGGCAUAGUGGAGGCCAUCGCCAAGAAGAACUGGAGCAGGGCCGCCAACCAGCUCACCAGACACAAAGAACUCUUCGCAGCGCUCGGCGACAACAUCCUGCAGGUCAUAGAGGGCGAGUGCAAGAAGGUCUGCAGUCCCUUCGCAGACUCCACGCUGUCCAGGUCGUCCGCGGAAGAUCUGAAGGCCUUUUCAUUCCAGAGAUUGCAGGCCGACCUCCGGCGCGUGUCCCCGUUUCUGUUUUCGGUUCUCCUGCGCACCGCCAAGCAGUCUGCCAAUCACGCCUGCGCUGCGGCGGCCAUAGCUUUGAGAGGCAGAGAACCCCGCUUGUCGGCCUUCUCGUACUAUGUGAAUAGCGUCCUACAGUGUGCCGGGGUGAAGAAGAAGGCUUUUAAAAGACUCUGCAAACUGGGCAUCACGACUACCUACACUAGUGCUGUUAAGAAGAAACUGGAGCUGGCGAAUGCGGGCGCAAAGAACCUGGACGGAGCCAUGCAUACCAUGGAGCAGUUUGUCUUGUCUGAUGAACCAACGCAAAGCACUCAAGAGAACAUCACUGUCACUCAGCAGGCUAUCGGUCUCACCGCUACUACUAUAAAGAUGGAGCAGGAGUCGGAUGAGGAGCCGUGUGGAGCUCUGCAGAACGAAAUCCAUCUGGCCAGAGUCAGGGAGAAGAAGUGGGUGACGGUUGGAGACACGUCCCUCCGCAUCUACAAGUGGGUGCCGGUGACGGAGCCCAAAUCAGACGACAAGAACAAAAACAAGAAGAAGGGCAAGGACGAUAAAUACGGCUCAGAGCUGACGACUCCGGAGAACAGCUCCUCUCCGGGGAUGAUGGACAUGCACGAUGACAACAGCAACCAGAGCUCCAUCGCCGACUCGUCCCCAGUGAAACAGGAAAACAGCUGCAGCACCAGCCCCGCCCCGGAGUCCAACGCCGCAUCUCACCGUGACAACGGCGAGGCCAAGACUGAGCAGAGCCCAGACAGCAAGAGAGGGAAGACCAUCGCUUCAUCAGAGACCUCAGAGAGAGCACAAAGUGCCAAGAGAGACAGCCUGUCCUCAGGGGAGAAGGAGUCCUCAGACAGCAAAGCCACUCAGGAUCUACAGGAGGAGGCCCCGCCCAGCAAGAAAUGCAAACAGGAGUCCUCGUCUCAGGACUUUGAGGAGAGUUAAAUGGUCUGGGCUGAGUGGUUCUCUCCUUCACCUUCCUGUCUCCCUCCCUCUGUACCUCCUCCCAUUAACUCUAGAUGAUUUAGGGCUAAUGGACACACCGGCUCUCCUCUUAGAUUGUUUUUUUUUUAUCCCCCCCCCCCCCCUGCUCUUCAAAACCAAAGGGAGAAAGGACGUCUCCCUCCCUGAUUGCUGUCCCCCCCUCCCGGUUCGCCUCCUCUAUCUGAACGCUCCUCCUGCCACCGGGGGAGCGUGGAUGUUACCUCUGUUCACUCGUCCCCUCUGUGCUUCCUUCCAGUCCUCCACAUUUUUGCCAAGAGAAGCGCCAAACCCAAGCUUGGACCUGGGGGGGCGGGGAGGGGGGGCGACGCCGGCAGCUCAGCCCAGUCACCGCCGGGCCAGCACUCAGACCCCGACCUGCUCCUGUGACCAGAAGGACACGGCUCUUUGUCUCACUGCUAACGGUUUAGCUGAGGAGAAGUCAGGGGCUGACCUGGUCUCAGAUCAGUGGCUGUGGCCACGUCUCUUCAGUCCUCCUGCUAGACUAAUGUUCUCCUUUUGUUUAGGGACUGUUUAGUUAGUUCAGUUUUCUCCCUCAGGAGGGUCAAUGCACUGUUAUGGUAUGUCACAAUCGAUCACAGAUAGAUUUGCUGCUGUAGUGGAUGUCUUUUAUCUCUAUCAUGAAACCUUCUCCGUGUGUGUGUUUGUGUGUUUCCUAAAGUGAAUUAGCGGGCGGUUUUGUAGAGGAAGGGGCGCGACGGUACACGCUGACAUAACCCCCCCCCCCCUGGGGCUAAAUGGUGAGGACAGGUAUGGGUGGAGUGUCCUGGAGGUGUGUGCCUUGAGUUGAUCCGACUAACACGUUUUAGUUCAAGCAGGUUUGGACUUCACUUCUGGUGCCAUGUUUCGUUUCGCAUUGUUUUUUCGCCUUAUAACUGUCACUAAUUAGUUUUUCCAAUUAUUUAUAUUUAUCUCCACCUGCUAGAACACCCCCCCCC